Clupea harengus (Atlantic herring) is the source of this 4866-nucleotide messenger RNA. It is a transcript of the gene taok2b, whose product is annotated as TAO kinase 2b. Gene Ontology annotation, cellular component: cytoplasm. The record is from RefSeq and is a predicted model, not a curated record. Gene Ontology annotation, biological process: protein phosphorylation. Lineage: Eukaryota; Metazoa; Chordata; Actinopteri; Clupeiformes; Clupeidae. Gene Ontology annotation, molecular function: protein serine/threonine kinase activity; ATP binding.
UGCUUCCUUUUCUGCUGCACCAGAAGAAAGAAGAAAUCGCUGUUUUUUUUCACGCUUUUCCGCUUUCCGGCCGGCUCCCGCCCCGUUCCGCCAUCAUGAAGUUCUGAACAAAAAGCGGAUGAAACAGAAAAGGGAAAAUAGAAAUGGUGUAGCCAGUUGUUUUGUGUCAGCAAUCAUUUGAAGGAAUAACAUAAGCGCAAAUUAAUUAUUACAAUUACCCUGGCAACAAAUGCAAUGCACUAUUGAGUUUCGUUUAAUUUAGUGACUCGUUUCAUAUUGACAAUCAGCUGAUUAUUAGGCUAGGCUCUUGACUGGAGAGCUAACACUUAGCGAGCUAGCAGGGAGUAUUCCUUGUUCCAAUAGGUUAUGUCAGAUAAAUUGUGAGACGCCGCCAGCGAUAGCUAACCAGUCGACCAGUUAGCUGAUCAGUUAACGGAGAAGAACGUCGAACAUUUCGAGGAUGGAGUCCAUAUGAAAGACAAUGCAACUUGUGUGCGUUGAAUAAAAACGGGGAAGAAAGAACUCAAUUUUUCUUGCCAGGCCAGUUAGCUAGCUGACGCUAGCUACAGUGGAUUCCAUACACCACGGCGCUGGCCAUGCCAUCCAGUGUUCGGGCCGGGAGCCUGAAGGACCCGGAUGUGGCGGAGCUCUUCUUCAGGGAGGACCCCGAAAAAUUCUUCUCUGACCUCCGGGAGAUCGGCCAUGGCAGCUUCGGAGCCGUCUACUUCGCCACGGACAUCCGCACCAGUGAGGUGGUCGCCAUCAAGAAGAUGUCCUAUAGUGGCAAGCAGUCCAACGAGAAAUGGCAGGAUAUUAUCAAAGAGGUGAAGUUCCUUCAGAAGCUGCGACACCCCAACACUGUGGAGUACAGAGGAUGUUACCUGCGAGAACACACGGCCUGGCUGGUGAUGGAGUACUGCUUGGGCUCAGCCUCAGAUCUGCUGGAAGUUCACAAGAAGCCCCUGCAGGAAGUGGAAAUAGCCGCCAUUGUCCAUGGUGCAUUGCAAGGCCUGGUGUACCUUCACUCCCACAACAUGAUCCACAGGGAUGUGAAGGCCGGUAACAUCCUCCUGACAGAGCCCGGCCAGGUCAAGCUAGGUGACUUUGGCUCCGCCUCCAUCGUGGCCCCUGCCAACUCCUUUGUGGGAACCCCUUACUGGAUGGCUCCAGAGGUGAUUCUGGCCAUGGACGAGGGGCAGUAUGAUGGGAAAGUGGACGUGUGGUCCCUGGGCAUCACCGCCAUAGAGCUGGCUGAGCGGAAGCCUCCCUUGUUUAACAUGAAUGCUAUGAGUGCCUUAUACCACAUUGCCCAGAACGAGAGCCCUGUCCUGCAGUCCAACCACUGGUCGGAGUAUUUCCGUAACUUUGUGGACUCGUGUCUCCAGAAGAUUCACCAGGACAGACCUACCUCUGAUGUGCUCCUCAAGCAUCAUUUCGUGUGUCGUGAGCGCCCCCACACGGCGGUGCAUGACCUGAUCGCUCGCACUAAAGACGCGGUGAGGGAGCUGGACAACCUCCAGUACCGCAAGAUGAAGAAGAUCCUCUUCCAUGAGACACUCAAUGGGCCCACACAGGAGGGGGCAGAGGAAGAGGAGGAUGUGGAGCAGUACAUGUUGCGCACGGGCACAGUCAACAGCAUGGAGAGCUCCCAUUCGCUGCCGUCCAUGUCAAUCAGCGCCAGCUCCCAGAGUUCAUCAGUGAACAGCCUGGCGGACGGCUCGGACGACAGCGGAGAGAUGGCCAUGAUGCAGGAGGGGGAACACACCGUCACGUCCAACAGCAGCGUCCUGCACAAACCACUGAGCCAUGAUAACAUCUAUGACGACCCGUACCAGCCCGAGGUGGACUCUCACCAUCAUCAUCAUCAGCAGCAUCAGCAUGGUGGUGGUGGUGGUGGAGGUGGAGGCGGAGGUGGUGGAGGCAGCGGUGGAGGAGGAGGUGGUGGAGGAGGAGGAGGAGCAGGCGGCGGGGGAGGAGGCGGGGGCCGGCGGCGACGUGGCCGCGACCACUUUGCCACCAUCCGCACGGCGUCGCUGGUGACCCGUCAGAUCCAGGAGCACGAGCAGGGUUCGGCGCUGCGGGAGCAGAUGUCGGGCUACAAGCGCAUGCGGCGGCAGCACCAGAAGCAGCUCAUGGCGCUGGAGAACAAGCUGAAGGCCGAGAUGGACGAGCACCAGCUGCGCCUCGACAAGGAGCUGGAGAACCAGAGGAACAACUUCAGCACCGAGGCCGACAAACUCAACAAGAAACACUCGGGCCUACUGGACAAGGAGACUAAGGCUGUGUUGACGGAGGAGAAGAAGUUCCAGCAGCACAUUCUGGGCCAGCAGAAGAAGGAGCUCACCAGCCUGCUGGACUCUCAGAAACGCCAGUACAGACAGCGCAAGGAGCAACUCAAAGAGGAGCUGAAUGAGAACCAGUCCACGCCCAAGCGGGAGAAGCAGGAGUGGCUGGUCCAGCAGAAGGAAUGUAUGCAGCAGAUCCAGGCCGAGGAGGAGGCGGGGUUGCUACGGCGACAGCGACAGUACUAUGAGCUGCAGGCCCGCCAGUACAAGAGGAAGAUGCUGCUAACUAGACACAACCUGGAGCAGGACCUACUCCGAGAGGAUCUGAAUAAGAAGCAGACACUGAAGGACCUUGAGUGUGCCAUGUUGCUGCGCCACCACGAGUCGACGCAGGAGAUGGAGUUCCGCCAGCUGGGGGCGCUGCAGCGCACGCGGGCCGACCUGAUCCGCGCGCAGCACCAGAGCGAGCUCACCAACCAGAUGGAGUACAACAAGCGCCGCGAGCAGGAGCUGCGCCAGAAACACGCCGUGGAGGUCCGCCAGCAGCCAAAGAGCCUGAGAGCUAAGGAGAUGCAGAUCAAGCGCCAGUUCCAGGAGACGUGUAAGAUCCAGACGCGUCAGUACAAGGCCCUGCGGAACCACCUGCUGGAGUCCACCCCCAAGAGCGAACACAAGGGGGUGCUCAAGCGCCUCAAGGACGAGCAGACGCGCAAGCUGGCCAUCCUGGCCGAGCAGUACGACCACUCCAUUAACGACAUGCUCUCCACGCAGGCUCUGCGAUUGGACGAGACUCAGGAGGCGGAGUAUCAGGUGCUGCGCAUGCAGCUGCAGCAGGAGCUGGAGCUGCUGAACGCCUACCAGAGCAAGAUCAAGAUCCACACCGACACCCAGCACGAGAGGGAGCUCAAGGACCUGGAGCAGAGGGUGUCCAUACGCAGGGCACUGCUGGAGCAGAGGAUCGAGGAGGAGAUGUUGUCCCUCCAGAACGAGCGUUCGGAGCGCAUCCGUUCUCUGCUGGAGCGCCAGGCCAGUGAGAUCGAGGCCUUCGACUCGGAGAGCCUGCGUCUGGGCUUCAGCAGCCUGGCCCUGACCGGCAUCCCGUCCGAGGCCUACCCCAAGCAGGGCUACCCGUCCGGGGGCCAGCCGCCGCGCCCCUCGGGCCACUGGAGCCACGGCGGGGGGGUCCCGCAGCCCCACUCGCGCCGCGGGCCCAGCCGCGCCGAGUCUUCGUCCUCGUCCUCCUCCUCGCACGGCGGCCGCGGGGGCGACGGCGGCGGGGGGGGCCUGGCCCCGCCUCCGCACCCGUCCUCGCGCUCUUCCUCCUCCUCCUCCUCGUCUUCAUCGUCGCACCACCACCACCGGCACCAGCUGCCUCAGCACUACCACCACCAGAGCACGCCGCAGCUGUACCGCGAGCGCGACCGCGAGCGGGAGAGGGAGCGAGAGCGGGAGCGUGAGCGCGAGUGGCCGGGGUCCAGCCAGCACCACCCGCACCACCCCUCCGCCUUCCCCCACCACCUGCCCUCCCGCUCCUCCUCCCAGUCCCUGGCCCUGCUGCCCCCCCCUCCGCCCGCACCCCCCUCCGUCACCCCCCAGUCCUCGGGCUCGUCCGGCGGGGGCGGCUACGGUGGCAGCGGGGGUGGGGGUGGGGGGGGUCCCGGCGGGUUGGUGGUGCGGGGGCCCAGCCUGAUGGCCCUGAGGAACAGCCCCCAGCCCCUGCGCAGGACGGCCUCCGGCGGGGGGGCCUCGGCCGGGGCCGGCGACGGAGUCCUGAGCCGCAGCACGUCCGUCACGUCACACAUCUCCAAUGGCUCACACCUCUCCUACUCCUAAAUGAGAGAGAGAGAGAGUUAGAUAGAGUGUGUGUGUGUGUGAGAGAGAGAGAGAGAGAGAGUGUGUGUGUGGGGUGGGGGGGAACUGGAGAUGUGUAAGAGUUGUCUGUAGUUCUGAUUAUGUAGAGAUUUACAAAAAAAAUCGGAGAGAUGCAAGAAAGAGCACAUUUUAAUCCUUGUUUUAUUACGUUUUUUGUCAUCGUAGUGUUUUUUUUAUUAUUAUUAUUAUUUUUGUAUUGGUGUUCUAGAUGAAAAAAGAAACAGAUGAAACCAGUGGCUCAGACAAACAUGGCUGCCUUUAAAGGGGAGGCCGCCUGGCUCAGACAAACAUGGCUGCCUUUUAAAGGGGAGGCUGAGGUGCCACACAGAUGAGGCAGUAGUAUAUACAUCAUCUCCAAUGAACACACUGAAUGUUGACCAACUUAAUGACACUGACAUAUAUAUACACACACACACACACACACACCUGAAUUCACCUCAUCAGGAUUGUGUGUGUGUGUGUGUGUGUGUGCGUGCGUGCGUGCGUGCGUGCGUAUGAUUUAAAAAAAUGGCAGUGGCACAGGUAUCCACAAGAGCUGCUGCCAAAGCAUGUGAUAAGUGUGAAAGCAUUUGUAUACAUCCCGUUAGCCAAUCACCUUUGAGCUUCGAGACCUUGCGUCGAAGCUUGUAGAAUCACUGUCCCACGUACUGAAUCUGUCAUUGUACAAAUGAAUGGAAAUAUUAAACAAUGCUGUCAUUGGUUUUUUGUA